UAGACGCCACACGGAUAGCAGCAGCAAAGCAGCGAAAUGGCAGCGAAAAGGAAGACUCCCGUGAAGACCAGAAACCCAGAUCUGGUACGUGGUGUGGGCAAGUAUUCCAGGUCCAAGAUGUACCAUAAGCGUGGCCUCUGGGCAAUCAAGGCAAAAAAUGGCGGUGUUUUCCCCCGCCAUGACCCCAAGCCUAAGUCCCCCGCUACCGCCGAGAAACCUCCUAAGUUUUACCCCGCUGAGGAUGUCAAGAAGCCGCUUCUUAACAAGCGCAAGCCUAAACCCACCAAGCUCAGAGCGAGCAUUACACCAGGGACGGUGUUGAUUUUGUUGGCUGGGAGGUUUAUGGGGAAGAGAGUUGUUUUCUUGAAACAACUUACUUCUGGUCUCCUUUUGGUAACUGGACCAUUCAAGAUUAACGGUGUUCCUCUAAGGCGAGUGAACCAGUCCUAUGUCAUUGCUACUUCUACCAAGGUUGACAUCUCAGGAGUGAACGUUGAAAAGUUUGAUGACAAGUACUUCUCCAAGGAAGUACAGAAGAAAAAGAAGAAGAGUGAGGGAGAGUUUUUUGAAGCCGAAAAAGAGGAUAAGAAGAAACUUCCGGAAGAAAAGAAAGAAAACCAGAAAGCUGUUGACGCCGCUUUAAUAAAGUCCAUUGAGGGAGUCCCAGACUUGAAGGCCUACCUCGCUGCAAGGUUUUCUCUCAAGUCUGGCAUGAAACCUCAUGAGCUAGUCUUCUAGAGGGUAUUUUGCAUUUUGUUAUGUUAAAGUGCUUUACUUUUGUAUUCUCUUGGUUUAGAUUAUCUGUGGUUUUAUUAUCGAAUGAUAUAGGUCUAAAACCUAAAUUGUGGGAUAGUACUUCUGUUAUGCAAGAACCUUUAAAAGUUUCCUUAA
Hibiscus syriacus is the source of this 891-nucleotide messenger RNA. Its product is annotated as 60S ribosomal protein L6-1-like. The record is from RefSeq and is a predicted model, not a curated record. Gene Ontology annotation, biological process: ribosomal large subunit assembly; cytoplasmic translation. NCBI's taxonomy places the organism in Eukaryota, Viridiplantae, Streptophyta, Magnoliopsida, Malvales, Malvaceae. The coding region runs from base 37 to 738 and encodes 233 amino acids. Gene Ontology annotation, cellular component: ribosome; cytosolic large ribosomal subunit. Gene Ontology annotation, molecular function: structural constituent of ribosome; RNA binding. The transcript has 4 exons.